AUGAAUUCUACUUUAGAUCUGAAUCUUCCUUGUAUAGCCAGUGAAAAUGAGUUUUUGUUUGAUCUUAAUCAAACCCCAAUCAAUGAGGAAUUCUCCAAUACUGAAGGUGACGAUAUUGCAAUCGUCAAUAAUCCAAUAGCCUCCAACGAAUCUCUUCCUGAAAUAGAUCCAGUGCAACGAAUUUGGAAACAAGCAAAAGAUACGUCUAAUGGUGAAGAAGUUAAUGUCUCCCACAAAAAAUCAGGACGUUGUGGCCGGAAGAGAAUCACGCUUGAUUUGGAUCAAGUGCAGGAGAUUCCAUUUCACAAGAGAACAACACUUCGAUCGCUUUCAAUGGGUUUGGGUAUUGCUCAGUCAACAUUGCAUAGGCAUGUCAAAGAAGGUACGAUUCGACGUCAUACAAAUGCCAUUAAACCAAGUUUAAAGGAUGAGAAUAUGAAAGCUAGGCUGAAGUUUUGUGUCUCGAUGUUGGAGAAAGAUACUUUGAUUCAUGGACCAAAAUUUGUUGAUAUGUACAAUAUUGUACAUAUUGAUGAAAAAUGGUUUUAUAUGACGAAGAAAACAGAGAAGUAUUAUUUACUUCCCGAGGAAGAAGUGCCACAUCGCACAUGUCAAAGUAAGAAUUAUAUUGGAAAAGUUAUGUUUCUAGCAGCGAUGGCUCGACCGAGAUUUGACGAAGAAGGAAACGAGACAUUUUCUGGAAAAAUAGGAGUGUUUCCUUUUGUUACUAUGGAACCUGCUAAGAGGCGAAGCAAGAAUAGAGAUGCUGGAACUCUAGAGGUAAAAGCUUCAAAUUCUGUGAAAAGAGAAGAUAUCAAAGCAUGUUUGAUUGAAAAAGUCAUUCCGAUAAUUUAUGAAAGAUGGCCAAUUGAAGAUCGAGGGAAGACUAUUUUCAUCCAACAAGACAAUGCAAGAACACAUGUUGAGUGUGACGAUAAAGAAUUUCAAGAAGCUGCUUCUAAAAAUGGUUUUGAUAUACGUCUGAUGUGUCAACCUUCCAAUUCACCGGAUCUAAAUAUUUUAGAUCUUGGAUUUUUUAGUGCCAUUCAGUCACUGCAACACAAGACAUGCCCCAAAACCGUAGAAGAUCUUAUUCAAGCUGUGGAGGAAUCAUUUGAAGAAUAUCCAACAAAAAAAGGGAAAAUCGUCUUCCUCUUCAAAUAA
This is a messenger RNA of Camelina sativa (false flax), 1164 nucleotides long. The record is from RefSeq and is a predicted model, not a curated record. NCBI's taxonomy places the organism in Eukaryota, Viridiplantae, Streptophyta, Magnoliopsida, Brassicales, Brassicaceae.